UAGUAUAUACCACACAAAGAAAUAUAGAGAAAAGCAAAAGUUGUAAAAUCAGGGAAAGGCUUUUUCCUGACUGACUUAAUCAUUGGACUAAGGUAUUGCUAGUUUCUCCUCACUGUAAAUAAGAAAAAAAUAGGAGUGUAAUUUGGAAGGGAAAAAAAAAGAAGGUUCUCAUUCUUCAAUUGUGUAAAUAGCAACAGUUAAGCCAGUUAGGCCUAAAUACCACUAUUAAAGUGAGAUCAACAGCUCCAGAAGUGAACCAGCAGACAGAUGGCUGGACUUGAAGUGACUGUAGAAGAUAAUGAAGUAUUACUGCCUUUCCAAAGAAAACUGGUUGUAAAGAUGAAGUAAGAAGUUCUACAUGAAGCUCCAUCGCUGUACUCAGAGGCCUACAAAGAUUUAUGAAAAACUCGAUUUGAGUAACCCCACAACUGAAUAUUCAGAAAAAUAUACCCACUUUGAAAAUAUUAAACCUGUGCAACAUCAGUUUCAAGCAUCUGGUGACAAAAUAUCUGAAUGUCUUCCCUGUGCUGCAUAUAAAGAAAAGGUUGAAACACCUGAUGAAUACAAGUCAAAAAUGACGGACCCUGAUUUUGCAACUACCUAUAAGCGGAAUUUUAUUUUUUAUCCAUCAAAACCUGCUGAAACACUGAGGCCUCCGGAAAGACAUCUUAUUAAAAAAGAAAAGAUGGAUACUCUUCCUACCUAUAAAGAUGAUUUCAGACCUUGGACUAUCAAGAAAAGUGAAACUGCUGAACAUCUACCUACCAAGAAAUUUCAGAAUGGCUUAAGUCCUCAAAAACUACGUGCUGGGUCAACUUUUAAACCUUUAAACCUACUCUUUCAUUCUUCUAUUCCCUUUAAUGCUGUUACAAUCCAUAAAUCAUCAUUUGUGCCUUACCAGCUAGAACCCAAAUUUGUAAGACCAAAAGAAGUUUACAAGCCAAACAAUGAGCCCUUUGAUGAUUUAACAACUAACCGUCAUACCUACAAAGGCCUUUUUGGAGAACCUGCAAAAAGUUGUAAACCUACAAUCAUCAGAGUGGAAAAAAGUGCUCCAUUUGUGGAAAACACGGAAUUUCGGGAUAAUUUUCAGGAAAUUCCAUUGCCUAAGGUGCGAAAAUUAACAGAAGAUGCCACCUCAACAAGUCACAUAGAACAAAAUAACAAAAUCCGUCAAGAUCAUGUUUCAACUCUCAUGACUACAGGGGUUCCCAAAAAGCCAGUUUAUUCACGUAUCUCUAAGUUUCCUUUUCAAGGAAGAAGCAUCACAAAAGAGGAUUUCAAAGCAUGGGACAAACCAUGUCGGCUAGAAAUGAUUAAGCCCAAAAAUCAGAUUCCUGCUCCAUCUGGGAAGUUUGACGACUUGACCACGUUUAGAUCUCAUUACAUACCACACGAGUUAAUUCCAACACUGAAUUUCAAACCUGUACCUGUUGUCAUUCACAGCACUGAACCAUUUGAUGAUUCAACAGUAUACUCGACACAAUAUACAGCAAAGAAACAGAAGACAUGCCCAGCUUGCUAUACUUGCCCUCCAGGAUAUGCAUUUGAAAAUACUGAUUCCCAUGGUCACAAAUUAUUCCGCAAGGAUAUUUCUUCAGGGAAGGACUUUUCCCCAUCAAUUGAUAAAGUUUCCAAAUAAAUGGAUUUUGUGAAAUGCUGGGCUGAUGGACUUAUGAGAAUCAAAACAUUUUAACUAGGUGAUAAAGAGAAAAAUCUUUGGAAGAUUGUUCUUAUGAAGGAUUAAUAGUAAAAUGUUUGAACUGGACUUUUUUUUAACCUAAGGAAAUUGAAGAUCAAGAGAGAUCAAUAUAUCUGCUGACAGAAUUGCUUCAACAGGUCUAUGAUUAAAAUAGUAUGACUAUUCUUUCUACCAAAGCUACUCAUAACCCUUCCAUGCCUUAGGAGACAAUUCUUCAUAAGUUGCUAUGUCCCCCAAAAAAUCAACAAGUAAUCACCCUUUUAUUAAUGAGCACUGGCAUAGCUUCCAAAAGCCCAGGAUUACCUCCUUUACUUCAUGAGGCAUUAAAAGUUGGGUACUAAAGAGCCAAAUACAAUUAACAUUGCUAUUUUUAGCCCAUUUUUCUUGACAAUACACUUAAACAAUUUUAGUAUGUGUAUUCCCAAUGUAACUUAUUAUUCUUAACAUACAAAUUGACAACUGAUCCUCAUUCUGUGAUCCUAUAUAAUUAUGACAUUUUUAUGUGUAAAUGAUAUAGCCAGGUAUCCAAUUGUUCAGUUAUGAAUUUCAAUCUGCUUAUAACAGUGUAGUAAUUCAACACAUAGUAAAUGAAACCCAGAUGAAAUUUGGUACAUAAAAUAUGAUAAAUGAUAUAAAUUAUGCUUUUAGAGAUUCAAGCAGUUCAUGAUCAUUCAUAUACUUAUGCUAAUUUAUUAAGCAUUUUUAGAUUUUUUUCCGGUUAUUUUUUCUACAUAAUAUUGCCCCAAUCAAUGUCAUGUUACAAUAAUAAUAACUUAUAUAUCAAAUGUAAGUUAUUUGAUAUAUUUUUUAUUUAUAUUUCAUGAUACAUUUGAUAUAUAGUAGAUGUUUAAUAAAGGAUUGAAUACAGUGUACUUUACAAUAUACAAAGUACUUUACAACAAUCCUGUUAAUUAGGUAGGAUGACUUUUAUUAUUAUUACCAUUUUACAGAUAAAGGUCACAAUUACUGUAUUCUCUCACUUUCCUAUCUUUGCUAAGGCUGUUUUGUAGAACUGAAAUGAUCUCCAUUCCCAUUUUUAUCUUUUGAAUUAACUACUACUGAUUCCCUUACAAAAUGCCAUAUCAUUCAAGAAGUUAACACUGAUUGAACAAAUCGAGCAAUAACCUUUGCUUCUCAACAUUCCUAUAAUACUGUUGUCUAACUCUUUCAUGGAUUAUGGGCCAUUCAUUAGUGUCCUUAUUAUCUUUCUAUAAUACUGCAAUUUCCUUGGGUUUAAGGAGCAUCUCCUUCCCUCCCGCUUUCCCUCCCUCUCCCCCUCCCUUUCCUUUUCCCUUCCCUCUCUCCUCCCCCUCCCUUUCCCUUUCUCCUCCCCUCCCCUUCUUUCCUCCCCCUUCCCUUCCCCUUCUUCUUCUUUUUCUUCUCAGUCAAUUCCAUAAGAGCAACUCAGAUUCACCUCAGCUUUCUUUCUAUGGACUUAAACUGCUCCCUCUCCCUUUUUGUUUUUGUUUUGUUUUUAAGAGGAAAGAGUGAAUAAGUGACAUUAAGGUAUGGUGGAGCUACAUACCAAACAAUCUUAAAUACAAUUCCUGAAAUGCUGUAGUAUUCAUUUUUACUAGAGCUCCAAUUUGUCAUUCUAGAAUAAUUAAUUUAAGGUAUAGAAUUUACAGAGUCUUAAUUAAGGAUUCACUCUCUUAAGGGCAAGAUCAAGUAGGGCAUCAUAGACAAGGAGCAAUGUGCCUCUGGACAAGUCAUUUAGUGUAUUUGAGUCUUGUCUCCUUUCUGUAAAACAGAGAUAUUGUUAUCAGCUCUGAUGACCUCAUCAGGCUGUUUUAAAGGACUAAGAAAGAAAAUGGAAGGGAAAUGUAUAAUUGUACUUCAAGGAUGUCACCAUCACAACAGAUAGCAAUCCCUCUAAAUCAAACCAGGCACUCUAUAGGAGUAGCCAUGGGCAAACCAAUGCCUCAAUUGGUGGGUUCACCUUUCUUGGAUUACUUAAUCUGGCAUACCAUACAUGGAGAGUCCCAUACAUUUUGGUAUGACCUAUCAGAGUUUGUGUUUUGCUUCAUAGAUUUUGAAAAUUCUGAAUUUCGAUUUAAUUCAAUAAACAUUAACUGUCAUUAACAUUUAAUUCAAUAACAUUAAUUGGCUAUGGGCCAGGUACUGUGCUAAAAACUGGGGGAUACAAAAGGAGGCAAAAAACAGUUCCAAAGUAAUUUAAUUCCAAUUUAAAAAAUGCUAAAGAAGUAUUCCCUACAUAAUGAACUUGUUAAUGUAUUGUGUGCUAGGUAAUAGGAAUACAAAGAUAGAUUUUACAUGGACUCCGCUUUCAAGCUACUCAUACUCUCCUAAGAGAACAUCAUAAUUAUCUGUGUGAUUUUUGGACAAUGCAUUUAAUCUCCCUGGACACUGGAUGUUAGAUUUUGCAGGUCUAGGGACCUCUAAGCGGCUCAGUGGAUAUAGUAUCCCACUGGAGUAGAGAAGACUUUAUUUCCUGAAUUCAAAUCCAGCCUCAAACAUGUCUUUGCUGUGUGACCUGGACCAGUCACUGAACCCUGUUUGUUUCAAUUUCCUCAUUUGUGGAACAAACUUUAAAAGGAAAUGGCCAAGCACUCUAAUCUCUUUGCCAGGAAAACCCCCGAUAGGGUCAUGACUCAACAAUAACAGAAAAACCUAGUUGGUCCAAUUUCAAUGAUCAGUCAUCCAAAUAGUGUCACUAAGUGGGAUUUGUCUCCAGGCCCUAUUCAUUGUGCCUCCCUUCUUCUACAAAGGAUCUUUAAAAUGAAGAGUUUGGGCUCAUAGCAGAUCCAUUUCUAAAUGUAUGAUUCUACAAAUUGUGAAAUAAAGGGAGACAGAUGCUAAGGUAAAAUCCAGGCAAAGGACAGGAAUCUGCUGAGGGAGAGAAUCCUGUGACUAAGGGGAGGGGUUCCUUCUUGUUUUCUUACCUUUAGGAUAGGGGUGGACAAUGCUGCCUACUAUCUCCUUUAAAUACAUCACAAAGAUUAUAGAGCAAUGGUGCAAGUUUUCCUUGAUUUCCCAAACAGGACACUUCUGAGCAGAGUCGAAAGAAUGCUUUUGCCUUCCAGAAACUCCAAUGUUGCACAAGAACACGAUUUCCCAGGGAGUAUGGGAGACUAAGCAGUAGAAACAGUCUGCGUGAUGCUGAAGACAAAGCCACGCAGAAUGAAGUGAAGCGUUGAAAGUGUGCAGGACUUGGAACCAAGGGGAAGACCUGGGUUUGUACCUAGCCUUUUGACUCCAACUAGCUAUGUAAUCAUGGGUGAAAGUGCCACAUAAAGCUGCAAAAAUGGGGGUAAUAUCUGUCAGAUUUGGUACAAAGAGGUGUUAUAAAACUCAAAUAAAAAAAUGCAAGAUUUAAAA
Molecule: messenger RNA, 5041 nt
Organism: Antechinus flavipes (yellow-footed antechinus)
Lineage: Eukaryota; Metazoa; Chordata; Mammalia; Dasyuromorphia; Dasyuridae
Gene: SAXO2
Product: stabilizer of axonemal microtubules 2
Exons: 5
Coding region: 359-1642 (427 amino acids)
Biological process (GO): microtubule anchoring
Cellular component (GO): cytoskeleton; sperm flagellum; axonemal microtubule
Molecular function (GO): microtubule binding
Source: RefSeq, a predicted model, not a curated record